ACAGAUGGGGGUUCUCUUUCUUUGGUAAUCGGAAAUGAAACGAACUUGUUUGAUCAUGAAAUAUGAAUUCUGUUCAUUCAACGUUUAAUGUUCAGGGAGAUUGGUGCCUGGUUUUUUAUGGGUAGUUCUUGAUCAGCUCGAAUCAUUCUCUGUAAGUUGGGUUUUAUGGGUAGUUCUGUUCAUUCUUCUAUGUUUCGGGGAGACAGGGGAAGAUAUAGCUAGGCUAUUAUUUCGAACUUCUUAAUAACCUUACCAUGAAAGUGGCUUGGCCUCUCCUCUUAUUACUUUCAUAUUUCGGAGUGUUCGCGUAUGGUACUGCUGGAAAGAACGUUUCUUCAAGUUCAAGACCUUCUGUUGUGAAUGUUGGUGCCAUUCUCACUUUUAACUCUACCAUUGGGAGAGUCGCUAGGAUUGCCAUGGAGGCAGCUAUGGAAGAUGUCAAUCGCAAUUCCAGUGUUCUUAGGGGAACAAAACUGACUAUCAAUAUGGUAGACUCUAAUUGCAAUGGGUUUCUUGGCUUUGUUGAAGGUUUGCAAUUCAUGGAGACUGAGAGUGUUGCCAUCAUUGGCCCACAAUCUUCUACAAUAGCCCAUUUGAUAUCAAAUGUUGCAAAUGAACUCCAAGUUCCGAUGUUGUCAUUUGCAGCCACGGAUCCCACCCUCAAUUCACUUCAAUACCCCUUUUUCGUUAGGAUGACAAACAGUGAUAUGUACCAGAUGGCUGCUGUGGCUGACAUUGUUAAUUACUAUGGUUGGCGACAGGUCAUUGCAAUUUUCGUUGAUGAUGAAUACGGAAGGAAUGGAAUAGCGGCAUUAGGUGAUAGUCUUGAGGCUAAACGCUGUAAAAUUUCUUAUAAAGCAGGGAUUCCACCCAUGAUUGGAGUUAGCCAUGAUAGCAUUAUGAAUAUUCUUGUCCAAGUAGCAUUGAUGGAGUCUCGAGUCAUUGUUCUGCACACAAACACUGAGUCAGGUCUCAUGGUUCUUUCUGUGGCAAAAUAUCUAGGAAUGAUGGGCAAUGGGUAUGCCUGGAUAGCUACUGAUUGGAUUUCUACCAUGUUAGAUUCUUUUUCACCUCUCCCUUCAGAGACCAUGGUUUUGAUGCAAGGAGUUCUUGUGCUGCGUCAACACACAAUGGAUUCGGAAAGGAAGAGGUCUUUUUCCUCUAGGUGGAUCAAGUUGACUGGUGGUUCACUUGGAUUAAAUUCCUAUGGCCUCUAUGCUUAUGAUACUGUAUGGUUUCUUGCUCAUGCAAUUGACGCAUUUUUUGAUCUGGGUGGGAUCAUUUCAUUUUCUAAAGAUUCAAGGUUACAAGAUGAGGAGGGUGGUGGUCUCCUGGUUGAAUCAUUGAGCGUCUUUGAUGGAGGAACCAUGCUACUGAACAACAUAUUGCAGACUAGUGUAAUGGGUCUAACAGGUCCCAUUAAAUUUGAUUCAGACAGAUCUCUAUUUCAUCCUGCAUACGACAUCAUUAAUGUAAUUGGAACUGGGUUUCGAAGGAUUGGUUUUUGGUCCAACUCUUCUGGAUUAUCAGUUUUGCCACCAGAAACACUAUAUAUGAAGCAGCCUAAUCGUUCUGGUGCAAGCCAACAACUUUACAGUGUUAUUUGGCCUGGGGAUACAUCAACAAAGCCACGUGGUUGGGUUUUCCCAAACAAUGGGAAGCGGCUAAGAAUAGGGGUGCCUAUUCGAGUUGGUUUCAAGGAAUUUGUCUCGCAUGUGGGGGGCACUGAUAUCUUCAAGGGUUUCUGCAUAGAUGUAUUUACUGCUGCUAUAAACUUGUUACCAUAUGCUGUUCCUUAUGAAUUCAUUCCCUUCGGUGAUGGUCAUAAGAACCCAAGUUACUCUGAGCUUGUUAAUAUGAUCACAUCAGGUGAAUUCGAUGCUGCUGUAGGUGACAUUGCAAUUGUCACAAACAGGACAAAGCAUCUGGAUUUUACACAGCCAUAUGCCGAGUCGGGGCUCGUUGUAGUGGCCCCAAUAAGGAAGUUGAACUCAGGUGCUUUGGCUUUCAUGCAGCCAUUUAGUCCACAGAUGUGGUGUGUCACUGGUGCUUUCUUACUUUUUAUUGCAGCAGUUGUGUGGAUUCUAGAACAUAGGAUCAAUGAUGAGUUCAGGGGGCCACCAAAAAAGCAAAUAAUUACCGUUCUGUGGUUUAGCUUCUCAACUUUAUUUUUUUCCCAUAGGGAGAACACAGUUAGCACCCUCGGUCGUUUUGUGCUGAUCAUAUGGCUUUUUGUAGUUUUGAUUAUCAACUCAAGCUACACUGCAAGUCUGACCUCCAUCCUUACAGUACAGCAUCUAUCUUCACCAAUCAGGGGAAUUGAAAGCUUGAGGACAAGUGAUGAGCGUAUUGGAUAUCAAGUGGGGUCCUUUGCUGAAUAUUAUUUGACUGAGGAACUCGGUAUAUCCAAAUCUCGUCUCGUUGCUCUUGGCUCACCAGCAGAGUAUGCAAUUGCACUUCAACGCGGUCCAAAAAAAGAUGGUGUUGCUGCUAUUGUUGAUGAACUUCCAUAUGUGGAGCUGUUCCUCGCCAGCCAAUGCAAAUUCAGUAUUGAGGGCCCAGAGUUUACCAAGAGCGGGUGGGGAUUUGCAUUCCCACGGGAUUCUUCCUUGACCAUUGACAUGUCAACUGCAAUUCUCACAUUAGAAGAGAAUGGUGAUCUCCAAAGGAUCCACGACAAGUGGCUGACAAGAAGUGCUUGUAGUUCAGAUAACACCGAGCUUGAAUCUAGCCAACUUCAUUUUCAGAGCUUCUGGGGCCUUUUUCUCAUAAGUGGGGCUGCAUGUUUUAUAGCCCUCAUGAUAUACUUCUUGUUGAUAAUCCGGAAAUUUAUUCAUCUAUUUGCCAAAGAGUCUGAUUCUAAUGUUGAAGGCAGGUCACGAUAUAGGCACCUCCAAACAUUUGUAACAUUAAUUGAUGAGAAGAAAGAUACCUCAAGAAACAGGAGCAAGAGAAGAAAAACAGAGAGAUCAUCAGUUGAGGAUGAGAUGGAAAAUGUAAUGGGGAGAAACCCUGGAAGACCUUAGUGGAAACUCUAGCAAAGGCAGUUAAAUUUUUCAAUUGGAUAAGUUCUAGUUGUGUAAUCUUAUUUGUGAGUCAGGUCAUCUCGUAGUCUUAAUUUU
Messenger RNA from Telopea speciosissima, 3122 nucleotides. RefSeq names its product glutamate receptor 3.3-like. Gene Ontology annotation, cellular component: plasma membrane. Lineage: Eukaryota; Viridiplantae; Streptophyta; Magnoliopsida; Proteales; Proteaceae. Bases 255 to 3026 code for a protein of 923 amino acids. The transcript has 6 exons. The record is from RefSeq and is a predicted model, not a curated record. Gene Ontology annotation, molecular function: glutamate-gated receptor activity.